UUCUUGGGAUUUUGGGACAGGAUUGUAGCCAAGCGGUGACAGCCUUGAGGAGCAGCUGGCAGAAAGCAGAAUUCUGGUUCAGUUUUUUACAUGUAGAGUCUAUUUUGUGAACGAUGCAACGAGACAGGAUGGGAGUAUGAGUGGCAUAAAUUUGGUAUUUCGCCUGACCAUUUUUUGGGCGAAUUUCCGCAUAAAAGUGUCGAAGGUUUCAAACUUGCUGGAUAUCUCAUGUUGUGUAAACCAUUCUAAACAGAAACACAUAUAUCGUUUACCAGGUGUAACUCUGUAAGGAUAUCACGCCUGCUAAAUCGUUAACCUACAUCCCUAUACGACCAGGACCAUGCACAAGUCCACAAUAACAUGUGACGGGCAGGAUCUUGUGGUUGACAAGACAGGCCAGGACAUUGUCUUUGUGACUGACAAGCGAGGAAACUCCAUGCAGCUACAAAUGUUUGAGGGCAUCCUGUACGGCACCGUAUACAGACGGGCGGUUUUACAGCAGAUUAAACACUUCCAGUUACGAGAGGAUGACAUUUAUCUAUCAGCGUAUCUCAGAACAGGAACACAUUGGACGUUUGAAAUGGUUGGUAUGCUGCUCAAUGGAACUGCUGAAACAAUACCCAAAUUCAAGGGAAAGAAUCAACUAGAAUUCAUGACGAAUGAUGAACUGAGUAGUCUCCCCUCUCCAAGAAUCAUCAACACUCACUUCAAACUUUCUCGUGCACCAACACAGCUAAGAGAAAAGAAAUGCAAGAUAAUCUACAAUCUGAGAGAUCCAAAGGAUGUUGCAAUCUCACUCUACUGGGCAUAUAUGGAUGGAGGGCUAUCUGGCUACCAGGGCACAUUCACAGAUUUUCUAGAACUUUUCUGCAAAGGGACAGUUGACAGCAAUGGGAUGUUUGAAAACCUGCGAGAUGCUGAAACAUUCUUUGAAGAAAAUCCUGAUAUACAAGUGCACUUCCAAGUUUACGAGGAGACAAUAAAGGAUCCUGCAGCACAAGUGAGAGCUCUCUCUGACUUUCUUGGGCUUGAGAGAAAUCACGAACUGUGUUGUGCCAUUGCGGAAAAGUGUACCUUUGCAAGGAUGAAAGCUGACAAGGACAAGUACUCAGUGAAAGUCAAUGGGAAAAACUUCUUUUACCGGAAAGGUAUCGUUGGAGACUGGAGGAACUGGUUCACGGAGGAGAUGUUAGAGGAGUACUACCGUGUGUAUGAGGAGAAGAUGGCCGGGUCAAGAUUUUAUGAACGUUACGCCAGGAAGAAGAUCGAUAAUACAACUUCAUGACUCAAUUCGGGAGCACCAUUCCCUAAUCAUUGUUACCGAACACUAAUUACCGGUGACGCCAUUAAAAUCAGAAUACAAAUAGAAUUUUAUGCGUGAAUGAAA
Haliotis rubra (blacklip abalone) is the source of this 1387-nucleotide messenger RNA. Its product is annotated as sulfotransferase 1B1-like. The coding region runs from base 341 to 1285 and encodes 314 amino acids. Gene Ontology annotation, molecular function: sulfotransferase activity. Gene Ontology annotation, biological process: sulfation. Gene Ontology annotation, cellular component: cytoplasm. The transcript has 7 exons. Lineage: Eukaryota; Metazoa; Mollusca; Gastropoda; Lepetellida; Haliotidae. The record is from RefSeq and is a predicted model, not a curated record.